Drosophila montana is the source of this 3160-nucleotide messenger RNA. Its product is annotated as serine protease gd. Gene Ontology annotation, biological process: proteolysis. The record is from RefSeq and is a predicted model, not a curated record. The transcript is spliced from 8 exons. Gene Ontology annotation, molecular function: serine-type endopeptidase activity. Bases 72 to 3002 code for a protein of 976 amino acids. Lineage: Eukaryota; Metazoa; Arthropoda; Insecta; Diptera; Drosophilidae.
UGUUUAAUUCGCGAGCUUGAGAAUACUUUUUGUUUUGGUUUCGAGCAAUACAAAGAGACGCGAUAGAUAAUAUGGAAAAGCUGUUGCUGUUGUCCAGCAUCUUGUUACCACUUCUUGGCAUAAUAUCGCCAAAUUCGGCUCAGAAUUUGCCGGAUGUCGCCUGUCCGCAGUACUUUGAGUAUCUGUCAUUCAAUCAGCAGUUUAUAGGACACAUUUCGAUACGACAUGACCCUCAAUAUGAAAGUAACGAGCUUUUUGUGGAGUUCUCACAGCGCGGCGCUUAUCAAUGGGACUUUGCUGGCAGUAUAGCACUGCUGGACGAUCAGGAGACAACAAAAUCCCGUUUACGCGAUGGCGAACCCAUUAACUAUCGCGUUGACUUUCCCAUACCCAGCUUUCCGCCCAAAUUAACACAGAUCAGGCUCAACAAUGUCGUGCUCUGCAGUGCAUCAGGGUAUCCGCGACCGAAAACGGCAAUCGCACUCAUGCAUUCAUUGCGUUCCACGACGGUGCCGCUUGCCUUCUUGGACACACGGCGUGUUACGCCGGGGUCUAAUCAACAGUGGCAGUUCGGACCGUCCGUUCAGCCCAAAGAGCAGCCUGUUUACAAUAUUGAGGAGACUCAAGUUCCGGCAACUCCCAGACCAACUCCAGUGGUACAACAGCAAGCUGACUUCCGCAAUAGAGUGGAGCCAAGGCCUGAGCUAAUUGACCAGUCGCUGAGUACGGUUUGUGGUCGCGAAAGAGCCGUGACGACGCCGCUCAUCUUCCAAGGCGAGCAGCUGCAGCGCGGCCAGCUGCCCUGGCUUGUUGGUCUCCUUGAGCGUGGUACGGACAAUGCCCUGAUCUUCUUCUGUGGCGGCUCGCUUAUCUCGUCCUGGACAGUGCUAUCGGCGGCACACUGCUUCCGAUUUCCAGGGCGUGAUCUGCCGGCCAAUCGAACAAUCGUCUCCCUGGGACGCAACACCAUCGACAUCGUUUCGGAUGGCGAGUUGCGCGAAGUAACGCAGCUGCUUUACCACGAGGAAUACGUCCCGUUUAGAGCAAAUGCAGAUAUGGUGCUCAUCAGACUAGCCAAGCAAAUUACCUUCAAUGAUUACAUUGUUCCCAUUUGCCUUUGGAACGAGAACUUUCCGCUGCAGCUGCCGUCAGGCUAUAAGACCUAUGUGGCCGGUUGGGGCGCUGAUGAGCAUGGCAAUGUAAACACUAAAUUCUCUAAAAUCACGGACACAAAAAUUGUCACAGAGUCCGACUGUCUGCGCGAGAUGGUACGCUCCCUGGUGCAGCCGAACACGAUCUGUACCAAGCGAAAUGGCGCCGGUCCAUGCGCCAGCGAUGGAGGCGGCGGCUUGAUGCUUAGGGAGAACAACGUCUGGCUGUUGCGUGGGGUCAUCUCACUUGGCACGCACAAGAAUAAUACCUGUGAUCUCUCCCGGCCUUCCCUCUACACGGAUGUGGCCAAGCACAUUGCCUGGGUGCGCCAGAACAUGUGGAACAUGGAACAGCUAUUUGUAGUGCCCGGCAUUUUUCUGACACUGCUGUUCUUAACUUGGCCCAGUGCAGCUCAGCGGGUACCGCCGGUGGCCUGCCCACAAUACUUUGAGUACCUGUCCUUCAAUCAGGAGUACGUGGGCCGUAUUUCAGUACGGCAUGAUCCACAGUACCAGGAGAAUACGCUCAGUCUUCAGUUCUCGCAGCGUAACCGCUUAAACUCGAAUUACGUUGGCAGCCUCACACUGUGGGACGACGAGCAGGUAACCAAGUUUAAUCUGCGCAAUGGUAACCCUAUAAAAUAUCGCAUUGAUUUUCCCACACCUGAAGAGCUGCCCAAGCUGACGCUGGUGAUGCUCAACGAUGUUGUCUUAUGCAGAGCAUCGCCAUAUCCUCCUAGCAGUGUUACGCUCUCCUUGUCUCACUCGCUGCGCUCAACGACGGUGCCGUUAUUUACUCAGCAGCCUCAAUUUGUACAGCAAACAAAUCCCCGACCGGUGCAGCGGCCGCAGCGCCCAUUUUGGCAGGACACUUUUGUAGAACCCGAGCCGGAGGAGAGACUCACAUUCCGUGUCCCACAACCGCCUGCCCCGGUACCAGCAACACCAGCACCACCCGCGCCAACACCAGCGCCAACGCGUCCUCCAACUCAACCUCCCAGAGCACAACCGAGACCAUCAGUAGUACCCAACACAGGCGGCCAGGGACUUCGGCAGCUCGGUGGAAUUUGUGGACGCGAAGGGCCCAUCACAUCGCCGCUUAUCCAUCAUGGCACGCAGGUGCGCCGCGGACAGCUGCCUUGGAUGGCGGCACUGUACGAGCGUGGAGGAGAUGGUCUGCGCUUUUUCUGUGGCGGCACGCUCAUCUCCGCCUCAACAGUGCUGUCGGCGGCGCACUGCUUCCUUUACACUGACCGAAAUCUGCCCGCCAACCGCGCUGUCGUCUCUCUGGGUCGCAACACACUGGAUCUGGUGGCGGAUGGCCUGCUGCGGGAGGUAUCUGUGCUGGUCGUACAUGAAGAGUACGCGCCACAAAACUACACGGAUGCGGACAUAGCGUUGCUCAAGCUGGCAUCUCCAGUGAGCUUUGGUGAAUUUAUCAAGCCCAUAUGCCUGUGGAGCGAGAACUUUCUGCUGCAGUUGCCUUCGGGCUAUAAGUCCUAUGUAGCUGGCUGGGGCUCCGAUGAGAAUGGAAAUGUAAACACGCGUGUAGCUAAGAUGACAGAUACGGAUAUUGUCACCGAGUCGGAGUGCUUGCGCAACCUGAGGUCGACCGAAGGCGUCAGACUUGUCACGCCGAACACAAUUUGUGCGGGCAACAAACAGGCCGCCGGCCCCUGUAGCGGCGACUCCGGCGGUGGCCUCAUGCUUCAGGAGAACAAUAUCUGGCUGCUGCGCGGCGUCGUCUCGGCCGGCCAGGUGUAUACCAACCGCUGUGAUUUAACGCAACCCGUCAUCUAUACAGAUCUAGCCAGGCAUAUUAGCUGGCUGCGCGAGAAGAUCUGGCUAUAAGUCACGUCGUUUCUUUUAAGAGAUUAGUUAACUUGUGAUAGAAAAAGAGAGCUUUCAAAUUGUGUGCCAAAAUAAAUGCUAGCUUAGCUUAAUGAAAUUGAAAAAUUGCUGCGCCAGUGCAAUUUGUCAGUGCACGCAAUUUAGUUUCAUUACAUGCA